Molecule: messenger RNA, 1551 nt
Organism: Austrofundulus limnaeus
Lineage: Eukaryota; Metazoa; Chordata; Actinopteri; Cyprinodontiformes; Rivulidae
Gene: tmx2a
Product: thioredoxin-related transmembrane protein 2a
Exons: 8
Coding region: 79-996 (305 amino acids)
Biological process (GO): brain development
Cellular component (GO): membrane-bounded organelle
Molecular function (GO): disulfide oxidoreductase activity
Source: RefSeq, a predicted model, not a curated record
UUCCACCACUCAGCACUGCCGUUUUUUUAAUUUCUCCUCCAUGUUCGUCCUAGUGGUUCGUUCGUCCUCUCUGGAAACAUGGGUUUAAUCACAGGAGUUUGUACCUUUCUGUAUCACCUACCACAGAUUUACAAAUGGCUGCUGAAACCGUAUUAUAUAGUUUCGUUUUUCAUGACCAUCGCCUUCCUGGUGGUCAGAAAAGCCCCCGGAUUAUGCGAGCACUUGUCUUCGGAYCGYGAGGACGGCAACUCCUGCGACUUUGACUGGAGAGAACUGGAGAUACUCAUGUUCCUCAGUGCGAUAGUGAUGAUGAAGAACAGAAGAGCCAUCACCCUGGAGCAGCACAUCGGCAACCUGUUCUUGUUCAGUAAAGUGGCCAACGUCAUCCUCUUCUUCAGGCUGGACGUCCGUCUCGGCAUCCUCUACCUGGCGCUGUGUGUAGCGUUUGUCAUGACCUGUAAGGCUCCUAUUUACAUGGGCCCAGAGUACAUCAAGUACUUCAAUGACAAGACCAUCGAUGAGGAGCUGCAGAGAGACGGUCGUGUCACKUGGAUCGUCGAGUUCUACGCCAACUGGUCCUCCGAUUGUCAGUCCUUUGCUCCCAUCUUUGCUGACCUUUCUCUGAAGUACAACUGUGCUGGUCUCAGGUUUGGGAAAGUGGACAUCGGUCGAUACGGAGAGGUUUCACAAAGGUACGGCGUCAGCACGUCUCCUCUGUCGAAGCAGCUGCCCUCGCUGCUGCUGUUCCAAGGUGGGCGGGAGGUUCUGCGACGUCCAAUGGUGGACAAGAAAGGGAGAGCGGUCUCUUGGACUUUUAAUGAGGAGAACAUCAUCCGAGAGUUUAACCUCAACGAGCUUUUCCAGAAGUCCAAGAAGCUGAACAAAACUCUGGCUCCGAAGGACGAGAGCAGCUCUCGGGCACAAGAGGGCGACGAAGAGCUUCACGAGGAAAGCGAGGAAGCGAAGCAGCCGACAGAAAGCAAAAAGGAUCAGUGAAGAAGAUCACUCCCGUUUAGUUGUACAUUUUUGUAGAAAUCCAUAAUGUGACACAAAAAAAGGACAUUUUUGUCUCUUUCAGCCGCUUCUCAUCACUGCAUGUCAACCUGUGCUCACCUGUUCUGUUUACUAUCUAAGUAAAACCCAAAAUUGAAACAAACAGACGAGAGUGGCGACACGUUCAGUUUGACCUUCUUUUUUUUAUUAUUCUGAGAAGACAUCUUCUUAAAAAUUCUUGGUAAGGCCAUUUUGGAAAUGUAUUCGUUACAGAUAUCUGUGAAACUCGUUCCGUCUGAUACAGCAAAGAGUUGACCCGACACAGAAGUAUUACUACGAGCUCGUAGUUUCAGAUUGUUCAGAGAGGUCACGACCCUCGGCCAAAGCUGAAAAAAUAAAAAAACAAAAACCAGUUCUGUUUAUCGCUGUGCGACAGAUGUCUUGUGCCAUUGGGGAUGUUUCUUUUUGUCACCUGCACGUAUAAACUGGGUGGAUAUUGUCGAUGGUCACACGAAUGCACGCCUGUGAAGCAGUCAGCACGACAAAAUAAAAUAAAAA